Messenger RNA from Diospyros lotus (date-plum), 4006 nucleotides. RefSeq lists its product as uncharacterized. Gene Ontology annotation, molecular function: beta-glucosidase activity; glucosylceramidase activity. The record is from RefSeq and is a predicted model, not a curated record. The coding region runs from base 877 to 3813 and encodes 978 amino acids. Gene Ontology annotation, biological process: carbohydrate metabolic process; glucosylceramide catabolic process. The transcript is spliced from 18 exons. Lineage: Eukaryota; Viridiplantae; Streptophyta; Magnoliopsida; Ericales; Ebenaceae. Gene Ontology annotation, cellular component: membrane.
UCGCAAGCGUCUUCUCCAUCUGGUUCAACACGAGAACAAAAAAAAAAAAAAAAAAAGGGAAGAAAAGUCCUCUCUCUCUCUCUCUGUAUAUCUAUGCAUACAUACAUACAGGUUGAGAGAAAAACUCGUGUCAACACUUGGCAAUCGCAGAGCGGCGUUUCGCAGAGUUCCAAUUCUCCAGGCGGUGGAUCCUCUGCUCGCCACGCCAACGCUGAGCUCUCUCUCUCUCUCUCUCUCUGUACUCAUCGCCAUUCGGAGCGGAGGCAUCUGAAAGCAGUUAAAAGGCCGAACUAAGAUUCGGUAUCUUUUAAGUCGUUCUGAUUCUGAUUUGACAGCUCCAAACCCCCGAUAAACCAGAUCAGACUUGUAGUGGCGGGGGCUCGGGCGGGGGGCUCGGUUUUUCAUAUUUUCUCAAGCGUUUGGAGUCUCUGUGUGCUACUGUUCACCUGAUUCCUGCCUUCAAUACCCUAGGCGUUAGAUUUUUUUGAAGUUUCUUCUCCUUGGCAGUUGAUUGGAGAAAGUUGUUGAAGCUCUGUCGGGGAUUUCGUUGAAUGAUCGUCACAGCUACGUGGCAUUUCUAGGCGCAGAAAGGUUCGGUUUUAGAAGGACGCUUAAAAGCUUUGUUUUUAGGAGGAUUAAAGUAUAAGCUCGCUUUCGAGGUGGAAUUUGAACUUUGUUUGAAGCUGAAGGCACUUCUCAGCUGCGUAUUUAUAUGUAGUUGUCCAUAGAAGUUUGGAUUUAUAGAGGAACAUGGUUGAUGAACAGGGGGGCCUGUAAAGAUUUGGAAGUUUCAGGAUUUGAGGGCUUUGAGUUUUACAGGGGGAGACGCAAUUUGGGUUGUCGAUAUAUAGAGAUAUAGAUUUAUAAUUAGUCGACAUGGUUUCUGGAAAUCUAUUCCACUUUAGGAAGAACUCUUGGCCACCAGAGGAAUAUAUCAGCAGAAACACUUUACACUUGCUUGAUUUUGAUAGUGCUUCCCCACCAGAACAAGCUUGGAGAAGGAAAUUAAACAGCCAUGCAACCAUUCUUAAAGAAUUUAGUGUUACAUUUACAGAAGCAAUAAAAAUGAUGCGGCUUGGUAUACGCAUGUGGUCCUAUGUAAGGGAAGAGGCUUCCCAUGGAAGGACGGCACCUAUUAAUCCUUUCAAACGGGAGAGUUGCAAGCCAUCAGCAACUCAAGGGGUCCCACUUGGAGGAAUGGGAAGUGGUAGCAUAUCCAGAGGUUUUAGAGGCGAGUUCAGGCAUUGGCAAAUUGUUCCUGGUACUUGUGAGGCUUCCCCUGUCAUGGCCAAUCAGUUCUCUAUUUUUGUAUCUCGGGAUGGAGGGAACAAGAGUUAUGCAUCGGUUCUAGCUCCAGGCCAGCAUGAAGGACUAGGGAAAUUGGAUGAUCAGGGCAUAUCAUCAUGGGGUUGGAAUUUGAGUGGUCAGCACUCCACAUAUCAUGCUCUAUUCCCAAGGGCAUGGACUAUAUAUGAUGGUGAACCUGACCCAGAGCUAAAAAUAUCCUGUCGCCAAAUAUCGCCAUUCAUUCCUCAUAAUUAUCAAGAUAGUAGUCUUCCUACUGCUGUUUUUGUAUAUACGUUGGUGAAUACUGGGAGGGAAAGGGCAAAAGCUAGCCUUCUUUUUACCUGGGCGAACUCAAUUGGAGGAAUCUCACACCUAUCAGGAGACCAUGUGAACGAACCAUUCAUUGGCGAAGAUGGAGUCUCUGGAGUACUUCUGCAUCACAAGACUGCAAAAGGGAACCCUCCUGUUACUUUUUCCAUUGCUGCAUGUGAAACGCAGAACGUGAAUGUUACUGUUUUGCCAUGCUUUGGUCUAUCUGAAGGAAGCAGUGUUACUGCAAAAGAUAUGUGGGGUAAAAUGGUGCAGGAUGGGCACUUUGAUCUGGAGAACUUUAAGACUGGUCCUAGCAUGCCGUCAUCACCUGGAGAAACUCUUUGUGCUGCGGUGUCUGCUUCUACAUGGGUUGAACCUCAUGGAAAGUGCACUGUUGCAUUUGCUCUCGCAUGGUCAUCCCCAAAAGUAAAAUUUUUGAAGGGAAAAUUAUACCACAGGAGGUAUGCUAAAUUCUAUGGCACUUCUGAAAGAGCAGCUGCAAACCUGGUUCAUGAUGCACUAAUGAAUUAUAAACGCUGGGAAGAAGAAAUUGAGAAAUGGCAAGCUCCCAUCCUGAGUGAUGACAGGCUACCAGAAUGGUAUAAAUUCACAUUGUUUAAUGAGCUGUACUUUUUGGUUGCUGGUGGUACAGUGUGGACAGACUCUGCCAUACCUGUAGUUGAUACAGGAAGUUAUCAGCAUCGAUCAACAAGGAAGAACAGGAAAGUCAAAUUAACUGAAACAAAAGUGGAAUGCAAAAAUGGUUUGCUUGUUGAGCAUUCAACAGUUGGUACUUUUGAUAGCAAUGCAGGAAAUUGUUCAAAUGAUAAUGACGAAAAAACUCUUACGGGGGAUGAAGAAGAUGAGUGCGCGAUUUCUCAUAGAAAAGAGGACCAGGAUUGUCUAUGUACUGUGUCGGGUCUGCAUAGUGAUGCUGAUAAUGUGGGUGGGUUCCUGUACUUGGAAGGUGUAGAAUAUAUGAUGUGGUGUACAUACGAUGUGCACUUCUAUGCAUCUUACGCCCUUCUUAUGCUAUUUCCGAAAAUUGAACUCAGUAUUCAACGAGACUUUGCAAAAGCUGUUUUAUGUGAGGAUCGGGGAAAAGUAAAGUUUCUAGCGGAGGGAAACUGUGGACUUCGCAAAGUCAGAGGAGCUGUGCCUCAUGAUUUGGGAACUCAUGAUCCAUGGCAUGAAAUGAAUGCAUAUAAUAUACAUGAUACAAGUAAAUGGAAGGAUCUGAACCCAAAGUUUGUACUUCAGGUGUACAGGGAUUUUGCUGCAACAGGAGAUUUAUCAUUUGGAGCCGAUGUCUGGCCUUCUGUUUGUGCUGCAAUUAAUUACAUGGAUCAAUUUGAUCGGGACAAUGAUGGCCUUAUUGAGAAUGAUGGAUUCCCAGAUCAAACAUAUGAUACUUGGACGGUUCAUGGUAUAAGUGCUUAUUGUGGUGGUUUGUGGCUUGCUGCUCUCCAAGCUGCAGCUGCAAUGGCCAUUCAACUUGGUGACAGGGACUUUGCAGAAAGAUGCAAAAGUAGAUUUGUAAAGGCUAAAUCAGUAUUUGAAGCAAAAUUGUGGAAUGGUUCAUAUUUUAACUAUGACAGUGGAUCAAGCAGUAACAGUAAAUCCAUCCAAGCUGAUCAAUUGGCAGGGCAAUGGUACGCAGCAUCUUCGGGUUUGCCUGAUCUAUUCGACCAUUUCAAGAUCCGUAGUUCUCUCCAAAAAGUCUAUGACUUCAAUGUUAUGAAAAUAAAAGGAGGCAGGAUGGGUGCUGUAAAUGGCAUGUAUCCCAACGGGAAGGUGGAUGAAACUUGCAUGCAGUCACGUGAAAUAUGGACUGGAGUCACAUAUGGUGUGGCAGCGACCAUGAUCCUUGCGGGAAUGGAGAAUGAGGCAUUCACCACUGCUGAGGGUAUAUUCACCGCAGGCUGGUCAGAGGAAGGAUACGGGUACUCUUUUCAGACACCAGAAGCAUGGACCAUGGACGGACAUUUCCGAUCCCUGAUAUAUAUGAGGCCGCUCUCAAUUUGGGCCAUGCAAUGGGCACUGUCAUUGCCUAAGGCUGUUCUCAGGGCCCCUGAGAUCAACAUAAUGGACAGAACCAAUGAAUCUCCUCCUCAUAGUGCAAGAUCUUCCCACAAUGAGACUGCUACUGGUGUCAAAAAGAUCGCAACCAAAGCCAAGUGCUUCAGCAAUUCUGUCUUUCACUGUGCAUGCUGACCAUCCACUUGUGAGGUUCUAUCUUUUGUAAAUUUUUUGCAAUAAAAAAUCUUUUUCCUUUGACCCUCUUGAAAAGAAGGAAAAUGUCAAGGGAAUAAGAAAUUAUGCGUUUCAUUCUUUUGCUUGUAGCCACUUUAAUCUGCUGCAGUUAUUAAGGCAGGCGUAUACAUUCUCAAUUUCCUAGGUUUCUUAA